This is a messenger RNA of Phalaenopsis equestris, 1949 nucleotides long. RefSeq names its product magnesium transporter MRS2-11, chloroplastic. Lineage: Eukaryota; Viridiplantae; Streptophyta; Magnoliopsida; Asparagales; Orchidaceae. Bases 1 to 1164 code for a protein of 387 amino acids. Gene Ontology annotation, cellular component: membrane. The transcript has 5 exons. The record is from RefSeq and is a predicted model, not a curated record. Gene Ontology annotation, molecular function: magnesium ion transmembrane transporter activity. Gene Ontology annotation, biological process: magnesium ion transport; transmembrane transport.
AUGGCAUCUGCCCUUCCCUCUUCAGUCCUAGUUUCUCUAUCCCGUUUUCUCUUUACCUUCUCUCCCAAACCCCUCACCACUUCUCUCGUCCCCCCACCAUACUCUAACCUCGUCGAUUUCUCUACCCUCGUCGAUUUCCCCGUAUCCACCGCUCCUCCACCCAUCGGGAUCCGCGAGCAGGUCUAUCAAGUCCUCGAAAUCCUCCCAAACGGCGCAACCUCCCCCAAAUCCGUCUGCCGCCGGCAGCUCCUCAAAUGGAGCGGCCUCCGCCUCCGAGACCUACGCAGCGUGGAUCCCUCUCUCUUUCUCAUUAACUCUUCCCCAUCCCUACUCGUCCGCGACCAUGCUCUUCUCCUCAACUUCGGCUCCCUCCGUGCCAUCGCCAUGCCUGAUCGCGUCUUCCUAUUCGACCACUACCGUCGAGGCGCAUCCGCCUUCCUUCGCUUCUUACUCCCUCGCCUGUCAGGCGCCGCCAUGCCCUUCGAGCUCGAGGUCAUCGAAGCCGCCCUGAUCUCCCGGAUCCAGCGUCUCGAGCACAGCCUCAUUGCCGUGAAGCCUCGCGUUGCCCAGCUGCUCGACCUGUUGCCCAACCGACUCACUGCGGACGUCCUCGAGGAGCUUCGCCUCAGCAAACAGACCCUCGUCGAGCUCGGAUCCCGAGCAGGCGCGCUCAAGCAGAUGCUGCUCGAUCUGCUAGAGGAUCCGCAGGAGAUCCGCCGCAUCUGCCUCAUGGGGCGGACCGGAUGCGUGCUGCGCAGGGGAGAUGACGCUAGGAUCGAGUGCGAAGCGGCGGCGGAGAGGCAGGUGGCUGAGGAGGAGGAAGAGGAGAUUGAGGUACUGCUCGAGAACUAUCUCCAGCGAUGCGAGUCAUGUCAUGGCCAGGCGGAGCGGUUGCUGGAUUCCGCAAGGGAGAUGGAUGAUUCGAUGGCAGUUAGUUUGAGCUCGAGGAGCUUGGAGGUGAGCAGGGUGGAGCUGUUGCUCCAGGUGGGGACGUUCUGCGUGGCUGUCGGUGCACUCGUGGCAGGCAUUUUUGGGAUGAAUUUGAAGUCGUACCUGGAGGAGCAUAUCUUCGCCUUUUGGCUGACGACGGCAGGGAUUUUGGUCGGUGCCGUGGCAGCCUUCUUUAUCAUGUAUUACUAUUUGAGAGCGAGGAAGAUUUUAUAGCUAUGGCUGGAAAGAAGCGUGCUGCUUUUGAAUGUUUUUAUUCCCUGGUACAACUUUGUCUCCUGCUCUGUGGUUGUUUUUUUCACCCUCUUCUACGACUCAAUUGCUUCCUCUUUGGCUAAGAGAAAGUGGGUCUUACAUGUACCAAACAGCAGUUUUGAAGCUCAAAUUUUAUGUUUCAGAGAUCUACAAAAUUCUGAUAUAGCUCAGCGUGAAAGCGUAGGCAUGGAGAAUUCAAAGCCAUGAGAUCUACCUUCCAUCUUUAAUAGUCUGAGCAGUGAAGCCUAGGAAUGGGAAUGCUUUCCUGUUGUUUAACCUCCCAAACAAAAAGAAAGACUCAUACAGCUUACAUUGAAGUUUAAGAGGCUCUUACAAAAUGGAUAAAAUAAAGCUUCCAUUUUAUGAAAAUGUUGACUGCUGCGUGAAACCUGCAAAGUGAAAUUUUGUGUCGGAAAAAAAUUGCGUAUGUUUUGGAGGUUAUACAGAGGGUAUAAGGGGGUUAUAUCCGCGUUAUACCCCUUUGUAACAUCCAUGUAACCUUCUGUAACCUACAAAUAAUUUCCGCGCUUCUGUUUUCAUAUAUUAAGAACCUAUUUGUAGGUUACAGAAGGUUACAUAGAGGUUACAAGGGGUAUAACGCGGAUAUAACUUCUUUAUACCCCUUAUAUAACCUCCAAAAUGUACACUACGCAUGAAGCUAACACACACUGGAAGUCAUGUGCUUAAGUAUUCUUGUUAAUUUAUGUCACAACAAUUUGUUAUUUUUUAUUCAAUUUAGUAUGAUU